This is a messenger RNA of Penaeus indicus, 744 nucleotides long. RefSeq names its product glutamate receptor ionotropic, kainate 2-like. NCBI's taxonomy places the organism in Eukaryota, Metazoa, Arthropoda, Malacostraca, Decapoda, Penaeidae. Gene Ontology annotation, cellular component: plasma membrane. The transcript has 6 exons. The record is from RefSeq and is a predicted model, not a curated record. Gene Ontology annotation, molecular function: signaling receptor activity; ligand-gated monoatomic ion channel activity. Bases 1 to 744 code for a protein of 247 amino acids.
AUGUGGGCCGCUAUCACUCAGCAGGGAUGGACCGUAACGCCAGAGGUGAGCAUCCUCCGGCUGGUGUUCUGGAUCGCCUACAUGGUCGGGGUGGUCGUGGUGGCAGCGUACUCGGCCACCCUCGUCUCCUUCCUGACGGUGCAGGGAGACCACCUUCCCUUCGAUUCCCUGGAUGAUAUUCAGAGGAUCGGCAAGCAUCGUUUGGGAAUCCUCAAGGGCUCGGUUCUUGAGGAAUUCUUCAAGAACCAGAACUUCAUACAGUACUUUAAUUCGCUCAUCCUGCCCUACCCGGACACGCUGGCCAAGUCCUACAAGGAGCUGAGGGCGCAGGCUCUCAAGGACUCGGACUUCGCCUACGUGGGCACCUACGAGAUCCAGCGGCUCGACAGCGUGGGGGCGUGCACCUUCCGUUCCGCCCGCCAGCACCUCCUAUUCAACGACGGCUCGCUCGGCUGGCCCAAAGGCUCGCCCUACGUGCAGCUCUUCGAUCAUUUCAUCAGCAGACUCCGCGAGUCGGGCCUGCUGCAAAAGAUGUUACUCGAUUGGUACCCCGAUUCUUACUACUCGUGCCCAGACCAGCCUGUGGUUGCCUUAGGCCUCAAGCAGGUCUUCACGGCAUUCGUGAUGCUCGGGUGCGGUGCUCUGGAACAAAGUAGAGAGACGCUGGCCCAGUCGAAAUACCUUGAGUGUGAAAGUAAAUACAGCCUCUGUGGAAACAAGAACAGAAUAUCCCAUGGACCAUGA